AUGCCCUUCCUCACCAGGUCGCACCCCUUGCGCAACGACUAUGCCAAUAGCAACAGCCACACCGGCAGCGACUCCGGCAGCGGCUCUGCGCUACCCAACGCCAAUGAGAAGCCCAAGACGGAGCUCAAGCCCGAAGAUGUCGCGAGCGAGCUGCCCUUUGCCUAUUCGCGCAGAAAGAAAUGGCUGAUCCUCUGCGUCGUGUUCCUCGUGCAGGUAUCGAUGAACCUCAACACGACACUCUACAGCAACGGCAUCCCCGGCAUCGCCAAGGAGUUUGGCGUCACGGAGGAGGCUGCGCGCUGGGGCGCGGCGGCCUUCCUCAUCGCCUACGCGUUUGGCUGCGAGCUCUGGGCGCCCUGGUCCGAGGAAUUCGGCCGCAAAAUUAUUCUCCAGUGCUCCAUGUUCAUGGUCAAUGUCUUUGGCAUCCUCGCCACCGUAGCACCCAACUUUGGAGCAAUCUUGGCGGCUCGCACCCUUGGCGGUAUCUGCACGGCUGGAGGAUCCGUCACGCUCGCCAUCAUCACCGACAUGUUUGACAGCCACGAUGACGACUUCCAGUACGCCACGGCGUUCAUCGUCUUUUCUUCUGUCGGCGGAAGCAUCUUCGGCCCGAUCGUGGGCGGCUUCAUCGAGGAGUACGCCGACUGGAGAUAUACGGGCGUCGUGCAGGUUGCGUUCGGCUUUGCCAUUGCGCUGCUGCACCUGUUUACCCCGGAAACCAGGACGACAUCUGUGCUCGACAAGAUCGCCAAGAAGAAGCGCGCCUCGGAUCCUGCCUGCAACAUCUACGGUCCCGGUGAGCUCAAGAAGAAGAAGACGGACUGGGCCGAAGUAGGCCGGAUCUGGAUUCGGCCCUUCAUCAUGUUCGUCACGGAGCCCAUUGUCCUGUCUCUAUCCUUGCUCUCUGGCUUCUCCGACGCCUUGAUCUUUAUGCAGGUCCAGGCCUUCGGCCUCAUCUACCAGCAGUGGGGGUUCGGUCCUAUCAACAUCGGCCUCGCCUUCAUCCCUCUGUUCCUGGGCUACGUUGCCGCGUGGGUUCUCUUCAUCCCGUUCUACCGGCGCAACAUGGCAGCCAGGAAGGCCGACCCGAGCAACGAGCACGCCCAGUACGAGGCCCGCCUCAAGCCGCUGCUGUACCUCGCGCCGUGCCUGCCAGUCGGCCUGAUCAUCUUUGGCUGGACGAGCGGCGGCCCUCCUGUGCACUGGGCGGGCACCAUGGUCGGCAGCUUCAUCAUCGGCAUCGCCAACUACGCCGUGUACGCCAGCACGAUCGAGUACAUGGUGCGCGCGUACGGCGCCGAGUACAGCGCCAGCGCGACCGGAGGCAACGGCUGGGCGCGCGACUUCCUCGCGGGCGUCCUGACGGUCCCCGCGGUGCCAUUUUACACCAACAUUGCCGCCGACAAAGGGCUGAAUUUCCAGAUCGCCUCGACGAUCCUGUUUGGCAUCUCGCUGUUGCUGGUCGGCGCCGUGUUCUGGGUUUAUUUCAAGGGCGCCUCUCUGCGCAGACGGUCAAAGUUUGCCCAGGAGCUCGCGGAUGAGGGCAACUGA
Molecule: messenger RNA, 1551 nt
Organism: Microdochium trichocladiopsis
Lineage: Eukaryota; Fungi; Ascomycota; Sordariomycetes; Xylariales; Microdochiaceae
Product: major facilitator superfamily domain-containing protein
Exons: 1
Coding region: 1-1551 (516 amino acids)
Biological process (GO): transmembrane transport
Molecular function (GO): transmembrane transporter activity
Source: RefSeq, a predicted model, not a curated record